UUGUCCAGAAACUGCGUUUGUGUCUUUUACACAUAUGCAAAUCUUUAUGCAUAUAUUCAUUAAUAUUCGAAAAUAACACAUCUUUAUAUCCCAUUAUAUAUCACUGUUUUGUUAUCUAUGUGAUAAAAGUUCUACUUUGAUAGAUACACGUAAUUACGUAGUUGCUCUUGCAUUCAUUUUAGAAGAAAAAAUGUCAUUGGAAGCUUAUUAUGAUCCAAACUAUGACAAAGAACAUCCAAGAAAUCUUAUUCCAGAACUAUGUAGGCAAUUCUAUAAUCUUGGAUGGGUGACUGGUACAGGAGGCGGUAUCUCAAUUAGUUACAGAGAUAAGAUCUACAUAGCUCCUUCCGGUGUACAAAAAGAGCGGAUGAUGCCCAAUGAUAUGUUUGUACAAGAUAUUAAUGGAACAGAUUUGGAAUUACCACCACCAGAAAAGAAAUUAAAGAAGUCACAAUGUACUCCACUAUUUAUGUGUGCUUAUUUAAGGAGGAAUGCAGGUGCUGUGAUUCACACACAUUCUAAAUUUGCUGUAAUGGCAACAUUAUUAUGGCCUGGAAAAGAAGUCAAACUCACGCAUCUUGAGAUGAUAAAAGGUAUAUGGAAUCAAAAAGAGGGCAAAGCAUAUCGUUAUGAUGAGGAAUUGGUAAUACCAAUCAUAGAAAACACUCCCUUUGAGAAAGAUUUAAGAGAUGAUUUAGACGACAUUAUCGUUCGUUAUCCUGAAACUUGUGCAGUUUUGGUACGCAGGCAUGGGAUUUAUGUAUGGGGUGAUUCUUGGCAACAGGCAAAAACUAUGACAGAAUGUUAUGAUUAUUUGCUUGACAUUGCAGUUCAAAUGAAACAAUUUGGAUUAGAUCCACAGACAACUCCAAGUAAUUAUGAAUUAAAAUACCAAGGAAAUGUAACAAUUUUGUAAUACAAAUCUAAUUUUUGUCAUAAAUGUAUAUAUCAUAAAACUAU
Nylanderia fulva is the source of this 960-nucleotide messenger RNA. Lineage: Eukaryota; Metazoa; Arthropoda; Insecta; Hymenoptera; Formicidae. The record is from RefSeq and is a predicted model, not a curated record.